Suillus subaureus is the source of this 753-nucleotide messenger RNA. RefSeq lists its product as uncharacterized. The coding region runs from base 1 to 753 and encodes 250 amino acids. Lineage: Eukaryota; Fungi; Basidiomycota; Agaricomycetes; Boletales; Suillaceae. The record is from RefSeq and is a predicted model, not a curated record. The transcript is spliced from 4 exons.
AUGUACUACUUCCACGAACUUUGUAGCAAGGAAGAGCUUCGCAAGAAGUACUCAGAGAGAGUACACACCUCAGAACGGGUCAAUUGGUUCUUUGCGAGGCAGGGAUUGGAGACACUCUGUAACUCUUUGCGUCAAAGAUCACCUUCAGCAGUAAGCCGGCUGUCAAUCCAUGACAGUCUCUCCGCAUACAUCGUCACCGUUAUGAACCGUAUUCUGCCUAAUCAAAUACGCAAGAUCAAAGUCACUGACAGCUAUCGCUUCUCUGGAGCAAGCUUCGCAUGUCCUGAUGUUGCUGGCAAUGCGGUAAUCGACGUUUUGACAGCACUGCCAGAGAACCCGACAGAUAUCACAGGUAUCGCCACAAGCAUCCGCGAGACCCUCACGCACUAUCGACAACACGAAGUCAUUUCAACAUGGAUGUCCGCAGCUAGUCACCUGAUGCUCGCAGCUGCAAAGGCAGGGAAAUCAUUUUACUACCCUCCUUCUACCGAAAUUAUGCCCGUGAAUUCUAUGGCAACCAUCGACUGGUGUUCAGCACACUUUGGUCAACCAGAGUCGCAUAGACAUCACAUGAGUGGGCAUGGCUUGCUUUAUCUGCGCGUUUUUGGCGCCAAUCCAUGGCGCGGAGAUGAUGGAUCGUGGCGUGCUCCAGAGGGAAGAAUUGACAUAUCCAUCGGAGUUCCUCGGGGAUGCAGGCAAAAGGUGCUGGACAUUCUGGCGCAAGGACUCGAUAGUAUCAGGACAGAUGGUUGA